CGGCUAGGACAAUAAUAGUUCCAAGGUAAUUUUCUAAACUGGGUUGCUUGAUUUACCCCUUGACAGAAUCAUGAGAGCAAAUAUUUCACUUGUUUCCCAGUGUCAGUUUCCUCAGUGGAUGAUCUCACCAAAACAGGAAAAGAUGAUUGGUGCUUGCGUUUUCAACUUCUAUUGGAUUCUUUCAUCUCUUCUACCUUUUGAUGCUCUGUUUUUCUUGCUUUUUUUUAAGAUCAUUUUAAGAGAGCCUUCGAAGUUGUUUAGGAUUCAAUGCUGCUGAAGCAAGCUAGUUACUGCUGAGGCAAAUUGGAUGUCAACCACAAGGCCCUCUAAAAUUUGAGUCCACUACUAAAUGCUGUCCGGGUUUGACUCCAGCAAAGCACCACACACGUUGUUGCUUCACCUCAACUUAGCUUUCACCUUUCAACUUGGGUUUAGUAAUUUCUUUAACCCAUUUAUCUACCUCUGCUUUGACUCCAUGCCUAUCUUCUUAUCCAAUAAAACAAUAAUUAAGGAUAAUUAUUUCCUCCUGAACCACUUUAAAAACAGACAAAGUCACUUUGCCUUCCCAAUUGCCUACUAUUUCUAAUGUACCGCCCCCCGAAUUAAGAGCCACCUUUACAAGAAACCACUCAAAUAAUUGUCCACCUUUUACAGAUGACGCUUCCCUAAAUCCCCUUAAAACCCCUUAAUCCAGACCUUCCCCUCUAUCAUUUAUAAACCCGCGUCCCGCAUCUCUCCAACAACCAGAAUUCAUAUCUUUUCUCCCUUAAUGUAAAAGAAGGAAAGCAAAAAGACUAUUCUUUACAAUUUUGAAGUCAUGGCUAAGCCUCUGUCCUUGCCCUGCUUCGUGUUGUUGUUAUCUACAUGUAUGUUUUCUACCGUCUCAAUGGCAGAAAUGGUGCUUCUUCCUCUGACACACUCCCUUUCCACCACCCAGUUCACCACUGGCCAUCACCUGUUGAAAGCCACAUCCUCCCGCUCCGCCGCCCGCUUCCAGAACCACCAGCACCGCCAUAAACAGAUUUCACUUCCCCUUUCACCUGGCAGCGACUAUACCCUCUCAUUCAGCCUCGGCUCUGCAUCCUCGCCUACUGUGUCCCUUUAUCUUGACACGGGCAGCGAUCUCGUUUGGCUCCCCUGUGCCCCUUUCGAAUGCAUCCUCUGUGAGGAUAAACCACCACUCUCUGCUCCACUAAAUUUGUCGUCAUCCGCUUCCCCUGUCCACUGCAAGUCCUCAACUUGCUCUGCUGCUCACUCUUCCCAGUCCACCUCCGACCUCUGUGCCAUUGCUCGCUGCCCCCUCGACGACAUCGAGACUUCUGAUUGCCGCUCCUUCUCCUGUCCUCCGUUUUAUUAUGCAUACGGUGACGGCAGCCUGAUUGCGCGCCUUUUCCGCGAUUCUCUCACCCUCCCCAAUUCUCUCACGAUUCAGAACUUCACUUUUGGGUCUGCUCAUACCACAUUGGCCGAGCCCGUCGGAGUAGCCGGGUUUGGUCGCGGCGUCCUCUCUUUGCCUGCUCAGCUUGCCUCUGUUUCUCCCCAACUUGGAAGCAGAUUCUCGUAUUGUUUGGUUGCCCACUCGUUCGACUCCGACAAAGUUCGCCGUCCGAGUCCGCUCAUCCUGGGACGGUACGAGGAGAAGGAAAAGCAGUUUCAAAACGAACACAUCAAGUUUGUCUAUACAGAUAUGCUCGAAAAUCCGAAACACCCUUAUUUCUAUUCCGUUGGACUGGAAGGAAUUUCCGUCGGGAAAAGGAAAAUCCCGGCCCCUGAGAUGUUGAAGAGGAUUGACGGGAAAGGCAGUGGAGGAAUGGUGGUGGAUUCAGGGACCACCUUCACGAUGCUGCCGGCGAGUUUAUACGACUCGGUGGUUUCCGAGUUCGACCACCGAGUCAGGCGAUUUUACGAGCGGGCGACGAAGAUAGAGGAAAAAACCGGGUUGGGUCCGUGCUAUUACUACGACAAGGUGGUGAGAGUACCGGUUAUGGCGUUGCACUUUCCGGGGAAUGGAUCGAGCGUGGUGCUGCCUAGGAGGAACUACUUCUACGAGUUUUUGGACGACGGUGAUGGGGUUGAGGAGGAGAAGAAGAACGUUGGGUGCUUGAUGUUGAUGAACGGUGGUGAUGAGAAGGAGCUGAGUGGCGGACCAUGGGCUACCCUGGGGAAUUAUCAGCAGCAAGGGUUCGAGGUGGUGUAUGAUUUGGAGAAGAGGAAAGUCGGGUUUGCAAGGAGGCAGUGCUCCACUCUUUGGGAAAGCUUGAAACAAAAUUAAACUUAAUUUCGGGAUUAAGGUUUUAAUUAAUUGCACUUCGUCUGUUGUUUUAUGGACCUCCUAAUAAUGUAUAGUAUAUAAUGUAUAAAUGUCUAGUUUUCAAGAAUUGUGAGGUGCGGCUGUGUAAAGCAAAAAGGGGAGUGCAGUGGCAAAAAUUGUACAAAUUUCUGAGAACUCAGUACAAAUUUGUUGUUUAUUUUGUUUAGAGCUGGGUUAUGAAUUAUGAGUGUAAUUCUCAAAGCCAUACUCAUGUUUUAUAAUUUGAUUAAGAAAGUAAUAAAUUCAAU
Messenger RNA from Rubroshorea leprosula, 2559 nucleotides. The record is from the annotation of a GenBank genome assembly. NCBI's taxonomy places the organism in Eukaryota, Viridiplantae, Streptophyta, Magnoliopsida, Malvales, Dipterocarpaceae.